UCUGAGAUUUACGCAGCCUCACAUUCCCAAGGCCUUAGCGAUGGCUGGAUUUCCGCUCACUCGCCGGAGCUCCGAUGAGAUUUCCGAAUUUUCUGAAGAGGGGACGAGUUUUUCCGACUUGGUUUUUGGGUUUCUGGAGGAAGAUCAAACUGUUCAAACUUCUUCAGAAAAUUCGUUCAGCUCCAAUGGCUACAACGAUGCCGACGAAGACGAAGAUGAAGAUCAUGAGAAUCCCUUCAAUGUUGAAGAAAACAAGGCCUUUUGGGAAGAACAAGACAGACAUCUCCAGGGAACAUUAUACAGAACAAGUUCAAUUGAGACGAAAAUCCGGCAAGCCACAAAGGACGCAUUAAGAGAAUUUAGCAGCAGGGUGGAUAAUCAAUGUGUGUGUCCAAGACCGGUCGCCGGAAGUUGCCGGAAUUGCUUGCAACGGGAAAUAUGCAACCGCCUUAUAAAUGUCGGCUACAAUUGUCUCAUUUGCAAAUCCAAGUGGAGGAACACACCUGAUUUCCCAUCAGGGGAGCACACUUUCUUGGAAGUUUUGGACAAAUCAAACCCAAAGAAAGGAGAUGUGAGGGUUGUGAUCGAGUUAAAUUUUCGAGCAGAGUUCGAGAUGGCGAGAGCCAGCAACGAAUACAACCGAUUGAUUAGCCGGUUGCCGGAAAUGUUUGUGGGCAAAUCGGAGAGAUUACGAAGCCUGAUCAAGAUUUUGUGCUGGGCGGCCAAAAAAUGCAUGAAGGAAAAGAAAAUGCACUUGGGGCCAUGGAGGAAGCACAAAUACAUGCAGGCUAAGUGGCUCAGCACAUGCGAGAGAAUGACACCGGAAAUAUUGCCGGUGGGUUUCUCCGACCGGCUACAGAAGCCUAAGGCCUCCAUGUUAACCUUUGAUUUGCUUGAGAAUUUGGCCGGAUUGCGUUUUGGUACUGCCGUUGAAGUUGUGUGAUUUGUGAGAAACAUAAAAUUUUGCCCCUCGGUUUUGGUUUUUUUUGCUCCUUGGAUUUGUAAAAUAGGGUGGUUUUGUAAGUUUCGGAGAAAAUAAUAAUUGAAGCGCUUGUAUUAUGGGAU
This is a messenger RNA of Corylus avellana, 1065 nucleotides long. RefSeq lists its product as uncharacterized. Lineage: Eukaryota; Viridiplantae; Streptophyta; Magnoliopsida; Fagales; Betulaceae. The record is from RefSeq and is a predicted model, not a curated record.